UCACAUCUCCAGCAGCCUCCUACCGGUCACCCAGGGCCGGGGAGGGGAGGCUCUCAGGGUAGGUGGAUGCUGCUGGCUGCAUCAGGGGGUCCCCGUUAUCGGGGCAUUGGCUGGGAGCAUUUGGAGGUUCAGGCCAGAUCCUCAGGGGGUGUAAAUCGCCGGUACUCAGCCAACUUGGAAGGAGGUGGUUUAUGCCAGCUGUCCCUCAGGCUGAAGGUCUGUUUCCCUUUAGAUCAUUAGCUAGUUCCUGGUGCUUUGAGCGAUGAGCUCUGCCCUGGGGUAUACUCUCUGGGGCUUCCAUCCCAGGGGACGUAUUAAGGUUUAAAUUCAGUCCAGCUGCAGGUCCCUAACUCAUUUUUUGUAUCUCUGUCUGUCUAGCUGGUUUGGAAGAUCCAGGAAUAGAACCCAGGAGUCCGGCUCCCCGGCCCCCUGACACUCUGCUGGGGGUGGGUUUUAUUCCCCUCUCGAGAUGGGGUGCGCUCUGUCGGGUUCCGGGAUCACCCCGGGGAAAACCGUCCCGGAGUCCAAGCGGCACUCGUUGGCGGAAAGCCAAAUGGCGUCGAAAGCGGGACUGGAGCAUGGCAGCGACAGGCCGGGGGCAGUUCCCUUUCCGCUGGCGGACACGCAGAAGGAACGGAUCCAGGAGUCCUGGCGGAUCCUACACGACAAUAUCGCCCGGGUCGGCAUCAUUGUCUUUAUCAGGUUAUUCGAGACCCACCCCGAGUGCAAAGACGUCUUCUUCCUCUUCCGGGACAUCGACGACCUGCAGCAGCUCAAGAUGAACAAGGAGCUGCGAGCCCAUGGCCUGAGGGUGAUGUCCUUCAUCGAGAAAAGCGUGGCCCGGCUAGACCAAGAGGACAAGUUGGAACAGCUGGCCUUUGAGCUUGGCAGGAGUCACUAUAGAUACAACGCCCCUCCCAAGUACUAUGAGUACGUGGGCAUCCAGUUCAUCAGCACGGUGCAGCCCAUCCUCAAGGAGCGCUGGACGCCGGAAGUGGAGGAGGCCUGGCAGAGUCUGUUCAAGUACCUGAUGGCCGCGAUGAAACAGGGGUACUAUGAGGAAGAGGAGAAAUCGGGCAGCAUCCAAUCCCUGGCCUUGAGGAAACCCGGGACUGGAUCCAUCCUGAACAGCAUAUAGGACCGAGAGCGGGCGGUGCAGCGGUUGGCUUGGCUUGCUGUGAUAUUCCCAUAGGAUCUCUCCUUCCCCGCUGUGCACAAGGAACUGCCCUUGCUUGUGACUUUCACUGGCUGUGAUUCCAACUGACCAGAGCGCAGAGGCUGGAUUUUUGCUGCUGGUCAGAGGCCCCAUCUGUGUAUCUGGGGUCCCCAUGGGGGUCGCUGCAGCAGGUAGAGGCAGUAAACUAUCGCUGAACCCCUGCUACUUUGGGCAUAGGCAGUUUUGGGUGAGCUUCCCGGAAGGGGAAAGAGGGUGAGAACAGGAGUGGGCUUUAGAAACCGGCGUGAGGGCCUUGAUUUCAAUAUAUGGACUGUUAUCCGCCCGGCCCAUCUAGCAGCAGCGGGGAAGGGGUUAAACAUCCCGCGAGUGUGCAGCGCGGCAGUGUUAAAGGUGACUCACGAAGGGAAAUGAAAUUGGGGUGUGGGCCCUCCCCUCGUUCUGCUUCUUUCCAAUGGAUCAAGACACCCAGAGAAAUUAAACUUGGUCCGCCCCAGCCUUCUUGCAAGCUGGUAACAGUCGGCUACCGCUGCCAGCUCUGGGAACGAGUCUGUUAGCUUGAGUGAUGGAGGCCCGUGCUAGGCAUAAGACCAGUGCGACGAGGCAGAGACAGCUGUACAAGGGGAGUACAAGGAAACAAUGAGACAAUCUGGUCAGGUUCAAACCCGGUUGAUGGCCCUGUGCUGGGUGCCGGUAUAAAACUGGCCUGGACCUCAGGGACAGGGGGCAAUAGAACAGAAGUAGACUUACCCUGUGGUUAAAGCACUGGUGGGGGAUACAGGAGAUCAAGGGUCACUCCCCACCUCCGCUACAGCUUCUCUGUGUGACCUUUGGCAAGUUACGACAUCUUUCUAGGCCUGGGUCCCCCUCAGUCUGUACAAUAACUGUGCCUUUGUCCGGUUAGACUGGAAGCUGUCUGGAGCAGGGGCAGUCUCCCAGGGGGCCCUGAUCUCAGUUGGCAGUGGCAAUAAGCAACUUUUUACAGGAGAAACGUUGACCUGACAACCUACCCUGCAGGACUCGAUGGAGAACAAGCCCUGGCGCUGGUCUAGGCACAAAAAUGGCACCAAUUUAACUAAACCCCCCGUCCCCAAAAUUCAAAGCCAACUUAGUUAAAUGAGUGCAAACGCACCUCAAUGAUUAUUUAUUAUUUAUAUUAUGGAAGCCCCUAGGAGCCCUAGCCAUGGACCAGGCCCCCACUGUGCCAGGCGCUGUACAUUUUUAUUGCUAUUGCAUGUAUUACGGUCGCGCCUUGGAGACCCAGUUAAUUGGGUUCCCUGGAGUAUUAUGGGCUUACCCUCCCUUUUUCGCCGUCAUCCCUCCAACUCUCUUACAAUGCCAUUAAAUAAAGCAGCAACUUCCGCAUUUGCGGGCAGACGUUUGAUUUCUGCCCCUGCUGUCUCAGAGCAACUCUUGUCAGUUUCUCACAGCAGCAUCCACGGCUGGUGCUAAUUCUGCUUUGGGCCAGGUUCUGCUCUUCUGCCAGCGAUCAUCCUUGAUUAACGCCACCCCCGCCACGUCUGUCCUGGCCUCUAGGCCACCGCCAAGCAAGCAAUAUUCAGCUGAUGCUUUUUGCUUGGCCUCGGCCACGUGGCCACGUCUCCCCUCAUCCUGCGAUGAAACCUGGAACUUUCUGCAGUUUCAGUGCCUUGUGCGCCCGCCUUCUCAACGUUUCCCUCCUGCUUUCUGAGCUGAUGACAAACUCCUGGAGGUUUGAUUGCUGGGAAAACGCCUUCUCUGCCCAAAUCUCAUUUGCAAGGCAAUAGCAGAUGGAAUGGUUGGUGCUAAUCCUUGUUUUCUGCAGGAAGCGCCUCGAUUUCCCCCUCAGGCGCUCUCCUUGCGGUUUGCCUCAUCCUGGUUUUGCAAGUUGCGAGGGAAAAUAUGUCCACUCAGGGGUCUGAAGGCUGGGAACGAGCUGCGUCACUUCACUGCAUCACAACAGUGUGUGCACGCUGGCCGAGUGGCUGGAAACUCCCUUGGAUUCUCGCCAAGGUCUUACAGGGAGGUUGCGGGGGAGCGGGAAAAUGGAUGCGGGAUUCCCAUAUCCUAGGGUCAUGCCUUAACCUAACCUCUAGGAGGUGCUGGAAGGAAGGCGGGGGGGGGGGAGAAGGGUAGAGCAUGGCUCCAGCCCAUAAUACGCUGGGCAACCUAGUUAACUCUAUCACGACCGCUUUGCUACAGUGUAAGCACAUUUAUACUGAAGUAGCUGGGUCCACGCUGGUCUGCUUGAAUUGGCUCGGGGUAGCUAAAGCAGGCCGCCUUUCUCUACAGACCAGGCCUGAGACACACGGAAGGGGGCACAGAUCCAGUCGUGUCUAUUCCUGGGCAGGUCGCCUUUCAACGCUCCCUCUGGUCUGCACAGGGCCUUUUUUUUUGCUGCUCUCUUGCGGACCUGGUUCUCCAUGGCACCCAAACAGCUGCUUUCUCAACAGCCAUCGCAGGGAUCACAAAGCAAGUUGAGGGUUGAAGCAUUCAGCGUGUCGGGACACUCCGUGCUGAGCUCCCAAAUCUUCCAAAAGGGGCUGCUGAUUUUGAAUGACUGGGUGCACAGCCCAGGACUCCUGGGUUCUAUUCCCAGCUCUGGGAGGGAGCGUGAUGCAGUGGUUAGAGCCGGGGGACUGGGUGUCAGGACUCCUGGGUUCUAGUCCCAGCUCUGGGAGGGAGCGUGAUGCAGUGGCUAGAGCCGGGGGACUGGGUGUCAGGACUCCUGGGUUCUAUUCCCAGCUCUGAGAGGGAGCGUGAUGCAGUGGUUAGAGCCGGGGGACUGGGUGUCAGGACUCCUGGGUUCUAUUCCCAGCUCUGGGAGGGAGCGUGAUGCAGUGGUUAGAGCCGGGGGACUGGGUGUCAGGACUCCUGGGUUCUAGUCCCAGCUCUGGGAGGGAGCGUGAUGCAGUGGCUAGAGCCGGGGGACUGGGUGUCAGGACUCCUGGGUUCUAUUCCCAGUUCUGGGAGGGAGCGUGAUGCAGUGGCUAGAGCCGGGGGACUGGGUGUCAGGACUCCUGGGUUCUAUUCCCAGCUCUGAGAGGGAGCGUGAUGCAGUGGUUAGAGCCGGGGGACUGGGUGUCAGGACUCCUGGGUUCUAUUCCCAGCUCUGGGAGGGAGUGUGAUGCAGUGGUUAGAGCCGGGGGACUGGGUGUCAGGACUCCUGGGUUCUAUUCCCAUU
Messenger RNA from Dermochelys coriacea (leatherback sea turtle), 4337 nucleotides. Its product is annotated as cytoglobin-1-like. The transcript is spliced from 5 exons. The coding region runs from base 470 to 1138 and encodes 222 amino acids. Gene Ontology annotation, molecular function: heme binding; oxygen binding. The record is from RefSeq and is a predicted model, not a curated record. Lineage: Eukaryota; Metazoa; Chordata; Testudines; Dermochelyidae.